AGAAGCGGCUCACGUGCGGACGGGGCCGAGGAGGGACGGAGGAGGGGCGCUGGAGUCAGGAAGUACGGGGAGAAAGCGAAAGGCAUCACCACCGUCGGUAGAGGCAGGGACUGGGAUCGGGACCGUGGCCGUGGCCGAAAUGCGGUUGUACGGGCUUCUGCUGAAAAACCCCAUCCCCAAGCAGAUUGAGUACUACUCGCGCUUCUCCCCUUCGCCUCUAUCGAUAAAACAGUUCCUGGACUUCGGUCGUAAUAAUGCAUGUGAAAAGACAUCAUUUAUGUUUUUGCGGAAAGAACUACCAGUUCGAUUGGCUAAUACAAUGAGGGAAGUGAACUUGCUGCCUGAUAACCUGCUGAGCAGACCUUCUGUGCAGCUUGUCCAGUCUUGGUACAUGCAAAGCUUUUUAGAGCUACUUGAAUUUCAGAGCAAAGGACCUGAAGAUCCAGAAGUGUCAGAUGAUUUUCUAGAAUCUCUGAUUAAAAUCCGAAAUCGACAUAAUGAUGUUGUACCAACCAUGGCUCAGGGGGUUAUUGAAUAUAAGGAGAAGUUUGGCUUUGACCCAUUUAUAAGUAGUAAUGUUCAAUACUUUCUGGAUCGUUUCUACACCAGCCGUAUCUCAUUUAGGAUGCUUAUCAACCAGCACACUCUUCUUUUUGGUGGUAACACAAAUCCGGCACAUCCUAAGCAUAUUGGAAGUAUUGAUCCAAACUGCAACGUUGCAGAUGUUGUUAGAGAUGCAUACGAGACUGCAAAGAUGCUUUGUGAACAAUAUUACACAGGGUCCCCAGAUGUGGAGGUUAAUGAAUUUAAUGCUAAAACACCUGCAAAGCCUAUCCAAGUGGUGUAUGUACCCUCGCAUCUCUUCCACAUGUUGUUCGAAUUGUUUAAAAACUCUAUGAGAGCUACUGUUGAACUUCAUGAAGGGAAAAUGGAAGGUUACCCCCCUAUAAAAACUCUGGUUACAUUGGGAAAGGAGGAUUUAUCUAUUAAGAUAUCUGAUAAAGGGGGUGGUGUUCCUCUGCGGAAGAUCGAGCGUUUAUUUAAUUAUAUGUAUUCUACGGCACCCAGUCCCAGCUUGGAGCCAUCACGGGCAGCUCCACUGGCGGGUUUUGGAUAUGGCUUGCCAAUCUCCCGGCUGUAUGCUAGGUACUUUCAAGGAGACCUCAAAUUGUAUUCCAUGGAAGGUCUGGGCACAGAUGCAGUCAUCUAUCUAAAGGCUUUGUCAAGUGAAUCUUUUGAACGACUUCCCGUUUUCAAUAAAUCAGCCUGGCGACAUUACCAAACCACUCCAGAAGCAGAUGAUUGGAGCAAUCCUAGCAGUGAACCUAGAGAUGCUUCUAAAUAUAAGGCCAACCGUAACUGGACUUGCAAUCCAGGAGACUGAAGUGAUGUUCAGAAGACGUGAGCUGAAAUCCUACCGUGGCAUAGAGAAUUUAAAUUCAAUAAUUAAAUACAUCUGGAAUGAAAAACGUCUAGUAUUCAGAGUAACAAUUAUGAAAUCAUUGGGUUAUUCUACGAAGAAAUCCAGUUCAGAAAGAUCACAAGAUAUUUAUUCCCAUGGCAAAUAAUAGAAGAAAGGGGAAAUAACGAUGAAGCAUGGAGCCUAUACUUAUUUAUUCAGCCUUUGCUAAUAUAGAACAUAAAACAGUACAGCACAGUAUAAGCCAUUUGGCCCACGAUGCUAUGCAGACCUUUUAAUCUACUGCCAAGGUCAAUCUAACCUUUCUCUCUUGCAUGACCCUCCAUUGUAAUUUGUACGAUAAAUGAUCGAUCCACAAGAAAAUUCUAGGUUAUUGGCUGGGUAUCAAUUGCAUCGCAACUUAGCUGGUCAGUAAAAUUAACAAAAGCUAUAGUAAAUGAAAACUGAAUGACAAGAAAUGCUACACUGGUUCUGAAUUUGGUCACCAAGUAAAGUCUCAGAUGGAAUAGUAUCAAUGCUGUAAAUACAUGUAAAAAGGUUGUGCUUUAUGAAGUCAGUGAAUUUUGGGGUUUCAAAGAAAUAUGGAUGGGAUAACAAAAUAUCCUUAAGCAUUGAUAUCCUUGAUAUCUUAAAGUGAAAACUGAAAUGAUUUUCCUUGGUUAGCAUUAAAGUUGGUUUGAGUAGUUAUUUCACAAUUUAUUGCUUAAAUAUCUUGGUGAAUGAUUGGCCCUUUCCCUGCCACCUUUGUUCUGUAUCAUGCCACUCAGGUUGAAGCUGUAAUAUGAUUUAAUUGUUUCACAGAAGUUAAUUGAUUUUUGACAAAACGGAUCUAGUCCAGUAAGACGAGGAUUUUAUGGUUUGUUUAGUGCAAAUUCUCAAAAUGUCAAAGAUCUUGGGGUUAAAUGUAUGAAUUGAAGCCAUUUUUUUAACGUUUCUGUUCCUGAUUGACAAGUUGUGAUAUAUAUCGCUGCAAGAUAUAUGAGCACCAGAUAUGAGCACUCUAGACACACAUUAAAAAUGUAGUUUUUAUACUUGCAUGAAGCCCGUCUUGGUUUGAAGCUCCACACAGAGAGCAGCGUAAUAGUAAUAUGGCUGUUAGUUACAACAUCCACAGCUUACCUGGAGGGAUCUGGUAAGAAGGAACUAGAGAGGUAAGGCAAUUCCAUCAAAAUAGUUUUUCUUCAAGUUAUUUCACAAGGCAUCUGUAAUAUGCAACUUCCAUUUAAGGUGGGAGUACUGUGAUGUAAAAAGUCCUUCCAAAUGAACAUUGUUAUUUUUUUUGUAGAUUCUUCAUUCCAUGAUCAUGCAUAUAUAUUUUUUUUGAAAUGAGACAGUGUGUCAUACUUCAAGACUUGGGUGGGUGUUGUUCAGAAGUAAGGAAAUGUAAAUGUUCUGACUGUUGUAUUCCUAUUUAUUAUGUAACUGUUUCUGACCUUGAAGAGAUAAUGUUGAAAGACUUUUUAAAUUUGUUUUACAAAAUAAGAGUUUGUGAAUAUGUCAUCACAAAGCAUUAAAAUUGAUUAAAAUUGCAACACGAGUACACAAUAUAAGUGGAGCACAUUAAAUUGAAAUGACAGGUGCUUUCCUUGGUGUAUCUGUAUUUCAAUCAACAGUUUUAUGAUCUAAAUUCAGGAAGGACUGCUGCUGUUAAACAGUACUACGUUUUGCUGAACAAUUAUUUUCUAUGCACUUUUAUUUAGUACAUUCAUAGAAAUUGCUUUCUUUGACUUGCACAGAUUUCCGAUUUGUGAAAAAUGUUUAUUCAAGUUCAGUCAUAUUUGCACAUGCAAAAGUUGGCUUAAUAGAUAAACUUGUAAAGUUGAGUUUGCCAGUUGAAUUUCAAACUCACCUCUGGUGUUAUCAAAACAUUGAUUUUUUUUGUUGAAAAUGAAGGACUCGAGACUCUAGUUCUGGGUAAGAUACUCCAUGAAAAAUUAUUAAAGGAACUACUCUGAUCUAAUAACUGAAAUCUGUGUGACAGUCGGAGUAAACCCAUUCCCAAAUAUUGCAAUUUGUGAUAAAUACAUAUUUAUACUUGAAUUUCAUUGAAAUAACAUUCAAAACUCAUUAUUCUUGAUUAGUUAGAGCUUGAAGGGCUACUGGGAGAAGGCAGGAGAUUGGGACUGAGAGGCAAAUUGGAUCGGCCAUGAUGAAAUGGCAGAGCAGACUUGAUGGGCCAAAUGGCCUCACUCUGCUCCUAAGUCUUACGGUCUUAUUGUAAUAAUUUGACACCGCUGUUGAGGUGUCUUAAGUAUCUCAAUACAACAUGUUUUCAUUAUAAAUGGAUGAUGCCUGAUCUCCAGCGAUCCUAUGGUAACCUGUGUUAAUGUGGGAAUGCGUGUGUUGCUAUGGUAACCUCAACUCUUUUACCUAAACUCCUUGUAUGCCUGAUCAGUGCAUUUUAUUUUUUCAGACAUCCUCUUGACUGUUUAAGUAUUAAUAAAUAUGUAGCUGAUAAUUGCUGCAUGUAAUUUUAUACUAAAUUAUUGUGUGAUCCAAUAAUAUUUAAACAGUAAAUUCCUGAAUUUAUUGUGCAAGGUUUUUCUUUCAUCAUUGUUCCUAAUCUGCUCUAUAAGACACAAAUUUAUUUAGUUUUGCUAAAUUAGUUUGUCAGAAUUUGAAAAGUAAGUAGUAGAGCAAUAAAAAAUAUAUUCUGCAGUCCCUGCAUAUCUAGGACAAUAAAGCAGUUGUUUAAAUUUUGAGGCAUCAGGAAUAAAAUUGGCAUUUAUUUUUAUAAUGGAAUUCUACAAUCUUGACACUUAUGACAAAGUAUUCUGUACUUUUGAAUCUGGGUAUAAUGACUAAUUGAACAUUUGUCUGUUUGACCCCAUGUUGUUUUGUAUAUUGAAGUGAAGAAGCUAAAGGUUUUUUUGUUGAAUUGGAAAAAAAAAUUGAUGUGAAGUCUUAAUGUGGGAUAUUAAAUAUCUUCCAUA
Molecule: messenger RNA, 4353 nt
Organism: Mobula hypostoma (lesser devil ray)
Lineage: Eukaryota; Metazoa; Chordata; Chondrichthyes; Myliobatiformes; Myliobatidae
Gene: pdk3a
Product: pyruvate dehydrogenase kinase, isozyme 3a
Exons: 12
Coding region: 140-1384 (414 amino acids)
Biological process (GO): protein phosphorylation; regulation of glucose metabolic process
Cellular component (GO): mitochondrion
Molecular function (GO): pyruvate dehydrogenase (acetyl-transferring) kinase activity
Source: RefSeq, a predicted model, not a curated record